This is a messenger RNA of Musa acuminata AAA Group (dessert banana), 1158 nucleotides long. RefSeq lists its product as uncharacterized. The transcript has a single exon. The coding region runs from base 494 to 1027 and encodes 177 amino acids. The record is from RefSeq and is a predicted model, not a curated record. NCBI's taxonomy places the organism in Eukaryota, Viridiplantae, Streptophyta, Magnoliopsida, Zingiberales, Musaceae.
AGCUUCGAUUCUCAUGCUUCAAUUGACAUCUGUUAUGAUAAUAUACCACCAAUCUUCGGACUGUCACAUUCUCUAAAGAAUAUAUGCUAGCUUGAGGGGAUUGAGGUGCGGAGUGUGAUGGAGGCACAACUGAACUGAAGAAAGCUGAAAGGCUGGAUGCAAUAAUUGAAGCCAUGGGUUCCAGCCAUGGGAAGGAGCAACUUUUAUCCCGGUCAUCUGGCAGUCACACUCACUCCAUUCCUCACCAAAAGCCAUCGAGGAAAGGUAUCAUCAUGCCAUCAUGUCUCACCCCUCCAUUUCUAAUACCUGCAAAAGUAGCAAGCGGUAGAUAUGGAGGGCGUGCGUGCGUGCGUGAUUCAUCUCCCUUCUCCCCUUCUUCCGUGCUUUACUUAUACCCUUCCCUCAUCCUUUCGUCUCCUCGUCGCCUCCUUUUUAUAAAGCCCAUCGAUAGAUUUGGAGGUAGAAGAAAGCUGUAAGGAAGAGAGAGAGAGAGAUGAGCGUCAUGAAGGCUCCCAUCAGGUGUUGCAUCUCCUGCAUCUCCUGCAUCCUGCCAUGCGGGGCGCUCGACUUGAUCCGCAUCGUGCACGCGAGCGGGCAUGUCGAGGAGAUCAGCGGCACCGUCACCGCCGGGGACAUCAUGAGAGCCUACCCUAAGCAUGUCCUGCGAAGGCCACUCUCACCGUCGUCGACGAACGGAGUCGUCGUGCCGGAGGCCGUGAUACUGCCACCCAGCGCUGAAUUGCGGAAAGGGAAGAUAUACUUUCUGAUCCCGGUGGCGCCCCCGGCGCCGGGCAAGGCCCGAUCGGGGAUGAAGGGAACGACGAGGAGGAGUUGGAAGAAAGAAGCGGACAGCGAAGGUCAGGCCACCGAAAAGACGCGGCUGCUUCACAGUGAGCCGUACUCAUCGGACACCCUAUCGAAGAAGGCGUCGACGCAGACGUGUAGGCGGCGAGGGAGGAUCGCGGUGUGGCGGCCGCGUUUGGAGAGCAUCUCCGAGAUCUCCGACGACCUCUGUGUGAACUUCUGAUUCCUCUGUCAUUUGUCCUUUGUAGAUUUCCCUGUUGAAGCCAUUUCCUCAGCAACCGUCUUCACGAGACGGUGACGUGAUUUCUGUAAAGAUACAUAUAGCAUAUCUUUAUUGGAUUUCUCCUCUCUCAA